AUGAAAGUGCUGUUGGUUGGUGAUGAUAACUUUACAUUUGCGCAAUGCAUGAUUGAUAACUUGGCUCAGUGGCGGUCUAAAUUGAAUUGUGGGCCGGACGAGCAUUUUUCGUUGGAAGUGACAUCGUGUUUGAGUGAAGCUAAGAUCCCGUUUGAGUUCAAAAACAAUCAUGACAAGGUGAAGGCUCGUACUAUUCCGAUCCAUUAUUCCGCAAAUCCCGCGUUACUUCGUCAAUAUUUUCCAUCUGUUAAACCUGGGAACAUCACAGGUCCUCCUUAUGAUGUUAUUGUUCAUCUUCUUCCGGGUUUACAAUACGAGGGGGCUCCGCGAUUUAUUGACCGCACAAGUCCGCUGUUCCAGUUGAGGAUUCACCUUUAUUGGUUUGCCAUUGCCAAAAGCAGUACAGUCAUCUGUCAAGAUAAAGGCAUGAUUUUAUACAUAUGGAUCGAUCAAGAGCAGCUUCGACCGGAGGAUGCCGCAGCCUCUCAACUGCCUUUCCCACUCGUGGAUGUCGAAAAGCUAGGACCGUUCUGCAAGAUACAAAGAUGCAAGGAGGAAGACUUUCCGUUGAACUUGACCUGGGGUUCUUACAAGACGGCGUGGAAGCCGUUGAUCCACAAUGCGGAGUUGUGGCAUUUCCCAGCGUACUUGGAGAAGAUGAAGGUCUACGUGUUCCGCAACGAGUCGGUGGUACCGAACGCGAACAUAAACCCGGAUGAGUACAAUCUGUUGAAGAUUCCACAGUCUAUUUGUCAGUGGAAUCGGCAGGUGUUGAGUCAUGUGAAUGAGUUGUUCCAUUUCAACAUGCGUACAUCGACGCCGGGUGAGAUGUUACAGAUUUCGAAGCUGUCGGUUAAGUAUGACCCACGUAUCAAUGGUUGGCGCAACAUGGGUACGCCGGCGGCGGUUCCGAAGAAGCAGGCGGCUCCGCAGUGUGAGUCGUGGUCGACGCUGCUCAACAAGAGCCAGCAGCAGUUCAGCACGGCACCACCGCCGGUGAUCGAAGACCGGCCCUGGUAUGCCACGGACCAGGCAGGCAGCAACAAAGACACCCACCCACGAGGCCCCGGUGGACCCCCACCGUCGACCAUGACUAGCGCUGGUACAGGCCCCACCGCCGCCCCCUCUGGCGCCAGCCCAAAUCCCCUCGACAGCUGGGCCGACUACAUCCCCCAAAAGGGUGCGCCCACUACCGCCACAGCACCGACUGACAUUUACUCCUCUUGGGACUCACCUGCUCUCCAGACCCCCGCGGCGGCCGCCCCCUCCGGCAACCCCGCAGAUAUCUACUCUUCGUGGGAGACCGCCACUGCACACGCUCCCGCCGCUGUGCCGGCCCGAUCCUACGACGUCUACGGGUCCUCUCGGAACGCGGAACCCUCUGACAGCUGGAAGCAAACCGGAGAUAACUGGAAACAGCCAGGUGGUGGUGGAGACAGCUGGAAACAGUCAGGUGGUUCAGACAAUUGGAAGCAGCCAGGUGAUGGGGACAGCUGGAAACAGUCAGGUGGUGGUGGAGACAGCUGGAAACAGUCAGGUGGUUCAGACAAUUGGAAACAGCCAGGUGGUGGAGACAGCUGGAAACAGUCAGGUGCUGGAGACAGCUGGAAACAGUCAGGUGCUGGAGACAACUGGAAACAGCCAGGUGCAGGGGACAACUGGAAACAGCCAGGUGCAGGGGACAACUGGAAGCAACCUGGUGGAGAUAACUGGAAACAGUCAGGUGGCGGAGACAACUGGAAACAGCCAGGUGGUGGGGACAACUGGAAACAGCCCGGUGGAGGGGACAGCUGGAAACAGCCAGGUGGUGGGGACAACUGGAAGCAAACUGGUGGCGGAGACAACUGGAAACAGCCAGGUGGUGGGGACAACUGGAAGCAAGCUGGUGGCGGAGAUAACUGGAAACAGUCGGGUGCUGGAGACAACUGGAAACCGGCAAGAUCACCGGGAUAUGAUGCGAGCCCUGCCGGGGCGCCUCCCCGUAGCUACGACCCCACUUCUGCUCGCAACUACGACGCUCCUCCUGUCAGGACCUACGAAGGCGCUCCUCCGCGAAACUACGAGGGAGCUGCUCCUCGUGCAAGGGAGGAGACCAGACGGACAACACCGGCGACGAAAAAGAAUAGUUGCAAGCCACCGGAAUCUGAUCCGGAGCAUCCCGCUGGAGUCCCGCUGAAGGCUAGAUGGCGCGCACACGAUGACGUAUGCGUUGUGUAG
Molecule: messenger RNA, 2217 nt
Organism: Gregarina niphandrodes
Lineage: Eukaryota; Apicomplexa; Conoidasida; Eugregarinorida; Gregarinidae
Exons: 5
Coding region: 1-2217 (738 amino acids)
Source: RefSeq, a predicted model, not a curated record